Molecule: messenger RNA, 1693 nt
Organism: Durio zibethinus
Lineage: Eukaryota; Viridiplantae; Streptophyta; Magnoliopsida; Malvales; Malvaceae
Source: RefSeq, a predicted model, not a curated record
AUGGAAUCUCUUUAUGAAUUAGUUCUUUUAGGCUGUUCAAAUCUUCAAAGGUUUCCAGAGAUUGAUGGCGAAAUGAAAUGUUUACAGCUGCUUCAUUUAGAUGGAACAGGCAUUGAAGAACUUUCCUCUUCAAUUGUUGAAACUUUGCCAGAGAAUUUGCUGCAAGUAGAAUUUUUGGAGGAGCUUGAUUUAAGUGAAACUUCCAUAACAAUGCCAUCAUCCUUCAUUUUUCAAUUUAAAAAUCUGAAAGUUUUGUUUUUCAAAGGAUGCCAGGGAACUACGGAUUCCAUGGCUCUGAUGUUACCUCCUUUGUCAGAAACUCUUACUCGACUUUCCAACCUAGAUUGGCUUGAUUUGGUAGAUUGCAGGAAGCUUAAAGCACUACCUAAGCCUCUCCCUAUGAUGAAACAAGUGGGCAUAGAUGAUUGUGCUUUACUGGAAGAAGCUGCAGAUCCACUAACAGCAAUAGGAAAUGAUUCACUUCAUCGGGGAUUUGAUGAAUUUGGAGGUAAUAACAGCUUCAAAUUGGCUGAGAAAAACAAUCCAUUGACUUUGCUAAAAAAAAUUAUUAAGGUAUUUGCGAAUGUAACACGGGUCUUUGACAUUUUUGUACCUGGAAGUGAAAUCCCAGAAUGGUUCAACCAUCGGACGGAUGGAUCUUCAAUAAAGAUAACACUGUCUCCUAAUAUUCAGAAUGAUAGUCAGUGGGUGGGAGUUGCUCUCUGCUGCGUUUUUGUCAAUGAUGAAGCCAACAGUUUUGACAAUGAUAGGUGGAAGCCGUCGAAGGAUAUCUGCCGUCGAAGGAUAUCUGCCAUCAAAUGGAUGGUUACUAUUGUAAAUAUGGUCGGACCUGUUAUUUCCUCCCAAUGAAUUGGGGGCACCAUGCCAAGAAGGAUCACCUUUGGCUAACUUAUAUGUAUCGUUUCCAGUUUUAUCUCGAUGAGGUCAACGAAUUUGAACCUGGAAUACGAAAGGGAAUACGAAACGAGUCGUAUUGCAAAGUGAAGAAGUAUGGGCUUCGAAUAGUGUAUAAGAAAGAUUUGGAAGAGAUGGAACAAAUACAAGAGCAGCACAGCAGUCCAGCUUCUACAGGGAAUGGUGGUGCCCUUGGAAAGCGAAAGAGAGAUAUCUGUGAGAAAGGGGCAGGGCCAAGUGAGAUUGACGGGGCUGAAGAGAGACUACCACCACAUUGGCAGAAAAAAUUUUAAAAUUUCAUGAUGGGAAGAAACAAUAAUUCUGGUUGAAUUGGAUGAUUAUCAAGUGGAAUAAUUGAGACAAGCUGCUGGAGGCAAGUGCAUUACUCUAUAUGAAAGCUGGUGGCAGUGUGAAAUCUGUUUUAAGUCGUGUGGAGAAUAAACAUCUUAUCUUUGCUAUAAGAUUGUUUUGUAAAUUGUUAAAUUUAAAACAAAUUUUCAUUUGUUGCCAUUCGUGUUGCUUAGGCCUUAGUUAUAUUAUGAUUGGUUGCAUAUUGUAAUGGUGUUUUGGUGUGAUUGAGUGCCUGGUUUAAUAGCUUUGUGUGAACAUUUUUUUAAUGAAAAAUAGUAGAAUUUCAUUAGAUAUCCGAAAAAGAGUCGAGGGUACAAAAGAAUUCAGGAAGAGACUUCCACCACAAUUUUUGGUGUCCCACUUCACAAUCAACUAUAGCAAGGUUAUUAUUUGCAAAGACAUUAGCACUCCUCCUAACAUAAGAAAA